AUGAUAGGCGAUUGUGGCCUUGGACUGUCAGCGACGCCAGUCUUCUGCAAGCUCACCAAACAUGGCCACCGCCUUAUCUCCUCCAUCGCCACCGCACAGGACCCUUCAACAUCCAUUGGCUUACUCCGCAAAUUUGUAGCCUCAUCUUCCAAACAUGUGGCUCUCAAUACUCUAUCCCAUCUCCUCUCGCCCUCCACUUACCACCCCCGCCUCUCCUCUCUCGGCUUCCCUUUGUACUCUAUAAUCAGGCAAGAGCCAUGGUUCAGUUGGAACACUAAGCUAGUGGCAGACUUGAUCGCUUUGUUAUAUAGGCAGGAAAGGUUCGAUGAGGCAGAAAUAUUAUUUUCUGAAACAGUUACAAAAUUGGAAUUCAAGGAAAGAGAAUUAUGUAACUUCUAUUGUAACUUGGUGGAUUCACAUGCCAAGCAAAAAUCAGAGAAAGAGGUUAUGGAUUCUUGCAAAGAAUUAAAGCAGCUCAUUUUGCAGUCAUCAUCUGUCUACGUGAAGCGUAGAGGAUACGAAUCAAUAGUUGGUGGUUUUUGUGCAAUCGGGUUACUUAAUGAAGCUGAGAAUUCGAUAGAAGAAAUGAGAGACAUGGGACUGAAACCAUCUCUUUUUGAGAUUAGGUCCCUAAUUUACGGGUAUGGGAGAUUGGGAUGUUUUGAAGACAUGAAAAGAAGCAUAGUUCAAAUGGAAAAUGAAGGGUUUGAAUUGGAGAUAGUUUGUUGUAAUAUGGUAGUUUCAUCAUUUGGAGCUCACAACAAGCUUUCGGACAUGGUUUCAUGGCUAAAGAAAAUGAGAAACUCAGGAAUUUCGCUGUCGAUUAGAACUUAUAAUUCUGUCUUGAAUUCAUGCCCAGAAAUUACCUUAAUGGUGCGAGACCUGAAAACUCUUCCAUUGUCAAUCAAUGAGUUGGUGGAUAAUUUGAACAAUGAUGAAGCUGAUUUGGUGAGGGAAUUGGUCAAGUCAUCAGUUCUGGAUCAGGCAAUGGAAUGGAAGUCUUCAGAGUUGAAGUUGGAUUUGCAUGGAAUGCAUAUGAAUAGUGCAUAUUUGAUUUUCUUACAAUGGUUUGAUGAGAUGCAACAGAGGUUUAUUGCUGGAAAUCAGGUGGUUCCGGCUGAAAUUCUGGUGGUGUGUGGCUCUGGAAAGCACAGUGCUGUGAGAGGUGAAUCCCCUGUCAAAGGUUUGGCAAAACAGAUGAUGCUGCGACUGAAAUGUCCAAUGAGAGUUGAUAGGAAGAAUAUUGGUUGUCUUAUUGCAAAAGGAAAAGUUUUCAAGGAAUGGUUAUGCAAAUUACCUCCAAAUGAAUAUGGUUCUCCAGAUGAUUCUGCAAAAACUGAUGCCUCGGAGAAUGUUGCAAUGUGUUAA
Messenger RNA from Fraxinus pennsylvanica, 1368 nucleotides. Lineage: Eukaryota; Viridiplantae; Streptophyta; Magnoliopsida; Lamiales; Oleaceae. The record is from the annotation of a GenBank genome assembly.